Molecule: messenger RNA, 459 nt
Organism: Solanum verrucosum
Lineage: Eukaryota; Viridiplantae; Streptophyta; Magnoliopsida; Solanales; Solanaceae
Exons: 1
Coding region: 1-459 (152 amino acids)
Source: RefSeq, a predicted model, not a curated record
AUGUAUUAUCGUAGAAAAUUUUAUCGUAGGAUAUUAGAAGGCUAUGAAGUGGGACAAAUUGAUCCAACAGAGAUUAAUGUUCAGCAAGAGACAAUAGCAAAUUAUUUUCAACACUGUAAAAUUUGUUCGGGGGAUGCAGUCUCAAAGAAUUUGAAUGAACCCACUUGUGAAAACGUGAUUCAUAAACUUGAGGUCAUGAUUAAUGAUCUCGACUACCACAAUAAAAUGGAUGUCAAUAACCUGUUGGAUUAUUCAGGUGAAAGUGAUACAUGUUCAGAGGUCCAGAACUUAGAAGAAUUUGUGGAUACCAUCGGAAAAAGAAAUGUUGAUGAUGAAGUUGAAGAUGAUACUAUAUCUUUUGACCCGUUACGCGUAAGGAAACACUCAUUGCAUCUAGAACUCUUCACAAUUUUAUGGUUCAGUUCGAAAAGACAAGACCAGAGCUCUUGGAUGCAAUAA